Molecule: messenger RNA, 1389 nt
Organism: Paramecium tetraurelia
Lineage: Eukaryota; Ciliophora; Oligohymenophorea; Peniculida; Parameciidae
Exons: 4
Biological process (GO): ammonium transmembrane transport; ammonium homeostasis
Cellular component (GO): membrane
Molecular function (GO): ammonium channel activity
Source: RefSeq, a predicted model, not a curated record
AUGUAUUUACGUCCUGCAAUUAAUAUAUUUAAGGCGAUGGACCUUGCAGUUGCAUAUAGGAGUAUCCCAGCUCCAAGUCAUCCUGAUAUAGAUUGGGUUAUGAUAACAUCAUUCAGUGCUUAAUUAACAAUUUUAGGAUUCGCAUUUAUAGGUUCGGGAGCGGUUCGUUAUAAAUCAGUUCAAUCAUCAGUGAUAACAGUGCUAUUGGGAUCAGUUAUAACCAUUUUCUUUUUUUGGCUUAUAGGAUAUGGUUUUGCAUUUGGAGAUGAAAUGGGAAAUUAAUUCAUUGGUUUUGGUAAAUUUGCAGGAGCAGGAUAUUCUGCUGAAUUCUAGAAAGACGAUUAUUCAAAUUUCAUCCACUCAACAGUUGGAGCUGUAAUAGUUGCAUCUCUAUUUGGAUUGGGUACCUUAGAGAGAUCUAGAUACUUUUCUGUUAGUGUAUGUUUAGCAUUCAUCACAGCAAUAUUGUAUCCAAUAGCACUUCAUUGGGUCUAACCUACAGGAUGGUUGAAUACCAUAGGAUUUGUGGAUUUUGCAGGAGCAAGCUAUAUCCACUUGUUUGGUGGUAUUUUAGCAUUGGUUGUUUCAAUAUUUUUGAAGGAGAGACGAGGUAAAAGAGGCUAUGUAGAUCCAAGUAUUUUCCUACAUCAUUCUCAAAUUUAUAUUGGAUAUGGAUCAUUUAUUCUGACAAUAGCAAUAUUAAUAUUCGUUAAUGGAGCUAACUCAGAAGGAAAAUUUGAUAAAUACAACUAGGGAUUGAUAGCAACCAACACUAUCGUAGCAUCUGCAUUCUCAGCUCUCACUAGUUUCUUUUUAUACUACUAGCAGACUCUCAAGUUAAGCUUAAUUGCUCUAUCCAGAGGUAGUGUGGCUGGAAUUGUUGCUAUUUCAGCUAUGGCUGAUGAUGUUCGAAUCUGGUAAUCUGCUUUUACUGGUGUCUUGGCUGGAAUUGUUUAUAUUUUUCUCAUCCUUGUAAUAAAGAGAUCUCCCAUUGAUGACCCUGCUUACACUAUUGCUUCGCACUUGGGUCCUGGUCUCUUGGGAACCAUUCUGGUUGGUUUUCUAAGUCUUACCCAUGGUUUGAUGACUGGGCAUGGUUUCAAAUAAUUGGGAUUAUAAAUAGUAGGAAUCAUUGUAUUGGUUUUAUGGGCACUUUUUGUUGCAUUAGGACUCUAAGCUGCAGCCUAUUGGAUUCCAAAAAGUAGUAUUGAUGUUUUUAAGAUUCAUCUAUUCCAAGAAGCUUAGGGAAUCGAUAUUAGUUAUGGUAAUUAGUAUUUUAAGCAUUUAUUAGCUGAAGGGGAAGCCAUUCAAUUGCUCGAUUACCAGCCAGAACCUACUUUGUUGAGCAAUUUUCCCAAGAGGGGAGUCUUUGAAUUUUCAAGCAAUUGA